AUGCCGGGAAACCAGAGCCCCGAGCGGCGCAGGCGGUCGAUGGGGAUGUAUCGCAGGGGGUCGAAUAUGAGCGAAGCAGCGAGUUUCAUGGAAGACGUCGAGAUGGCGCAGGACGAGGUAUGGGAAUUGCGUGACAUGAGACGGCGGCGCGGUGGAUUCAGGCGUGCGCGACAACAUGACACCACCACCGCAUCUGGACCUCCGCUGACGCCACGCAUUCAGAUCUUCGCCGGCCCCAUGUCUGAGAGCAUGCCCACGAGCGUGUCGGCCUUUUCGCACCGUCGCCAGCGCGCAGGCUCCACGGCGAGUUAUACUAGUUUUGCCUACUAUGAUGAGGAGCAGGAGUCGGAUUCGCAGGCCACCGAGGGGGAUAGUGAGGAGGCGAUUGAGGAAGAGGAGGAAGAGUAUGAUGGGUAUACUGUGGAGGAGCUGGAGGAUCUCGAGGCGGGUGUGUCGCGCACGCCGUCGUCGACGUCGCCUUCUCGCUCGUCGGUCGGGCGACGCAAGUCGAGUGGGAGCAGGAGCAGGAGGUCGGUUGAUCGCCCGUUGCUGAGGCGGCAGUCUUCGACCGAGAGCUCGCGGUCCGCGGCGAAUUGGAAGGGCAGGCGGUCGAACCAGAAGAUCUACAUCAUGACUGAGGAUCUGACGAUUGUGGUCGCGGGCUUCAAGACGUCGCCAGUCGGGUUCGUCGUCUAUACGCUGCUGUGUAUUGCGACCCUUGGCCUGGGCUGGCUUCUUUUCAGGUGGCUGCCGCGCUGGAGGGUCAGGCUGACGGGAAGGACCACACCGUUGAGAGACUGCGAUUGGGUCGUCAUUGAGAACCAGUGGGGAGAGUUUGCCGUCCAAGACGUGAGCUCCCAGACGUACGGUCGCUCGCUUUCCACCGUCUUCGGCGACCCGGAGAAAGGACGCGGGGAGUGGGACGAAGACGAGGACCCGCUGAUCAAAGAACUGCGCUGCCUGGACUACCGAUACAUCCGCUUUGUGUACCACCCCAUCAAGGACAAGUUCGUCCUCGCAAACACCUGGAAAGAUCCCGCCUGGACGGACGUCACGGCUCUCCGCGAAGGUCUCGACAACGAUGAGCGAGACUACCGCGAGCUUGUCUUUGGAAAGAACACGAUUGAUAUUGCUGAGAAGACUCUUGGGCAGCUGCUUGUUGACGAGGUCUUCCAUCCCUUCUACGUCUUCCAGAUUGCUAGUCUGUUCUUGUGGUCUGUCGAUGAGUACUACUACUACGCCGCGGCCAUCUUCAUCAUCUCGGUCGUCAGUAUCGCCACGACGUUGAUCGAGACGAAAGCCUCGAUGAAGCGACUACGCGAGGUGUCGCGCUUCGAAUGCGAGGUCCGAGUGCUGCGAAGUGGUUUCUGGACGCACGUCGAUUCGGGAGAACUGGUGCCUGGAGAUGUCUACGAGGUCACGGAUCCAGCGCUUGCCCAGUUCCCUUGCGACAGUCUCUUGCUCUCUGGCGACUGCAUUGUUAAUGAGAGUAUGCUGACGGGCGAGUCUAUUCCUGUUUCAAAGCUCCCCGUAACAGACUCGUCGCUGGAUUUGCUGGACCUCAGUGCUACAACGCUCCAUCCUGAGAUUGCACGACACAUGCUGUUUUCUGGAACUAAGAUCAUCCGCGCCCGGAGGCCUCAUGAGGAUCAUGUCGACGAUGAAGCAGCUGCGUUGGCGAUGGUUGUUCGCACCGGCUUCAACACUACAAAGGGCGCGUUGGUACGAUCGAUGCUCUUCCCUAAACCAUCUGGGUUCAAGUUCUACCGCGACUCUUUCCGAUACAUUUCCGUUAUGGCCAUGAUCGCCAUGAUUGGUUUUGUCGCGUCCUUCAUCAACUUUGUCCAUCUCGGCCUCGCGUGGCAUCUGAUCGUCGUGCGAGCGCUCGAUCUCAUCACGAUUGUCGUUCCGCCUGCGCUGCCUGCCACCCUCACCAUCGGAACUAGCUUCGCUUUGUCACGCCUGAAGCAGAAGCAGAUUUUCUGCAUCAGUCCGCAGCGUGUUAAUGUGGGUGGUAAGCUCGACGUAGUCUGCUUCGACAAGACUGGAACACUUACUGAAGAGGGUCUCGAUGUUUUGGGUGUGCGCGUAGUUGAGCGGCCCAGAGGGAGGUUUAGCGAACUCCUGUCAGACCCAUUUGAUAUUCUUCCCGGGUCGCAAUAUGACCGUGAUCCGACGGUGGAGUAUGCGGCGCACAAGGCGAUUCUUUACACCAUGGCUACUUGCCACUCAUUGCGCAAAAUUGACGAGGAGCUGCUGGGCGACCCGCUUGAUGUCAAGAUGUUCGAUUUCACUGAAUGGAGCUACGAGGAGGGAGAGCAGAGAUCUAGCAACAAUGAUGACGAUCCGGAGCAGAAGCUUUCACCAUCUGUUGCUCGACCGCCUGCAGGACGGGAAUACGAUAUUGACGACCAGGACGAUGCGAGCAGGAAGCCCGUGGAGCUUGGCGUGCUGAAGUCAUUCGAAUUCGUGUCCCAGCUCAGGAGAGCAAGUGUUAUCGUACGGCAGUUCGGGUCGAAGAGUGGCCAGGUCUACGUCAAGGGCGCACCCGAGGUCAUGAAGGAGAUCUGCCGACCAGAGAGCUUCCCGUCCGACUACGAGGAACUGCUGUCUUUCUACACCCACCGCGGCUUCCGUGUCAUUGCAUGCGCUACCAAGACAAUCUUCAAGCUCAACUGGCUCAAGGUGCAGAAGAUGAAGCGGGAGGAUGCGGAAAGCAGCCUUGACUUCGUCGGCUUCAUCAUCUUCGAGAACAAGCUCAAGCCCAGCACCGCACCAGUUAUCGAAGAGUUGGAACGCGCAAACAUUCGCAAGACAAUGUGCACAGGCGACAACAUCCUCACUGCCAUCAGCGUCGCCCGAGAAUGCGGCCUCAUCAAUAAAACGGCACACUGCUUCGUCCCGCACUUCGUGGAAGGCGACUCCCGCACCGCGCUUAGCAAACUCAGCUGGGAAUCCGUCGACGACUCCGUCUUCAAGCUCGACGAAAACACGCUCAAACCCCUUCCCCCGCCGCCAGAAGCAGACGUCUCCCUCCCCUACGACAUCUCGAACCUGCGAAACUACUCCCUCGCCGUCAGCGGCGACGUAUUCCGCUGGAUCGUCGACUUCGCCUCUGAAAACGUGCUGCGAGAAAUGCUCGUCUGCGGACAAGUCUUCGCGCGCAUGUCCCCGGACGAAAAGCACGAGCUAGUCGAAAAGCUACAAAGCAUAGACUACUGCGUGGGCUUCUGCGGCGACGGCGCAAACGACUGCGGCGCGCUAAAAGCCGCCGACGUGGGCAUCUCGCUCUCAGAAGCAGAAGCCUCGGUCGCCGCACCCUUCACAAGCCGCCAAUUCGACAUCUCCUGCGUCCCACAAGUCAUCAAAGAAGGCCGCGCCGCCCUCGUCACAAGCUUCAGCUGCUUCAAGUACAUGUCCCUCUACUCCGCCAUCCAAUUCACAUCCGUAUCCUUCCUAUACGCCUCCGCUUCCAACCUCGGCGACUUCCAGUUCCUAUUCAUCGACCUGCUGCUCAUCCUGCCCAUUGCAAUCUUCAUGGGCUGGUCGGGCGCCUACCCUACGCUCUCGCGCAAGCGCCCCACUGCUAAUCUCGUCAGCCGCAAGGUCCUCACCCCGCUGCUCGGCCAGAUGGUGCUCUGCAUCCUCAUCCAGCUCAUCGCCUGGACUUAUGUGCAGAAACAGCCCUGGUACUUGCCCCCUGUCCUCGACCCAAAUCACUCCAAUUCCCUCAACUCGCAGAACACGGCGCUGUUUCUGGUUAGCUGUUUCCAGUAUAUUCUGUCUGCGGUGGUGCUUAGUGUGGGGAAACCGUAUCGUGAGCCAAUGGCGAGGAAUUUGCCGUUUAUUACGACGAUUUUUGUUACGCUGGCGAUUUCGUUUUAUAUGCUGUUUGACCCCGCGAGGUGGGUGAGUGAGUGGAUGGAGUUGACGGGGUUGGAUGUCCAGUUUAAGGUCUUUUUGAUGGUGUUGGGGUUGGGCAACUUUGCGCUUGCGUGGGUGGGGGAGAGGUUGUUGUUUCCGGGGUUGAGUAAGUGGUUGGGGGUGUUGAGGAAGAGGGUUGGUGAGGAGAAGAAGAGGAAGGCGUAUAAGGUUAUUGCGGAGGGGAUGCGGAUGUAG
Messenger RNA from Dothidotthia symphoricarpi CBS 119687, 4119 nucleotides. RefSeq lists its product as uncharacterized. Gene Ontology annotation, cellular component: membrane. Gene Ontology annotation, biological process: intracellular calcium ion homeostasis. The transcript is spliced from 3 exons. The record is from RefSeq and is a predicted model, not a curated record. Gene Ontology annotation, molecular function: P-type ion transporter activity; ATP hydrolysis activity; ATPase-coupled monoatomic cation transmembrane transporter activity. Bases 1 to 4119 code for a protein of 1372 amino acids. Lineage: Eukaryota; Fungi; Ascomycota; Dothideomycetes; Pleosporales; Dothidotthiaceae.